Molecule: messenger RNA, 767 nt
Organism: Hibiscus syriacus
Lineage: Eukaryota; Viridiplantae; Streptophyta; Magnoliopsida; Malvales; Malvaceae
Exons: 3
Coding region: 100-624 (174 amino acids)
Biological process (GO): chloroplast organization; positive regulation of DNA-templated transcription
Cellular component (GO): nucleus
Molecular function (GO): zinc ion binding; DNA binding
Source: RefSeq, a predicted model, not a curated record
ACUAUCAUUUUAUAUAUAUAUAUAAGGCUAUCUUGGUUAGCCGUGUGGAGGAGGCCAUUGCCGGUUGGUUCCGACUUCUCUGCCAAAAGCAAAGCAAUCAUGGGACUAAGGGCUCUUCCAUUGUCACUUUCACAAAGCAUUAUACCCAAGCAACAUAUUCGCAGCCAAAGGUUAAGAAGCAAGAGUUCCCAAACUAUGUUUAGAGUUUCAGCUAAACAACAAGAGGAGAAGGGUGAGGGAGAAGAGGCAAAGAAGAAGAGCAAACAAUCUUUGUUUAGCAGUGUGACGGAGGCUCUGGAUUUCUCUCAAGUUAGGUCCGGAAAGGAUGCCGAGCUCUUGGAUGAGGCCAGAGAAGCCACCAGGUCAGGUGGGAGAAUGUCAAGGGAACAGUAUGGUGCUCUGAGAAGGAAAAUUGGAGGGACAUACAAGGAUUUCUUCAAAUCCUAUGUUGAAGUGGAUGGAGAAUAUGUGGAAGAAGGGUGGGUGGACAAAACAUGCAAGGUGUGCAAGAAAGAUACAAGAGGUGAGGCAAGGCAAGUUGACAAGUUUGGAAGAUAUGUUCAUGUGGCAUGCUUGGAAAACUCCAAAUCUGGAAAUUUCUUCACCAGAUUGUUCUCUGGAUAGUCUAGCCUUUGUUAUGAAAUUUUUGUAUUUCUUAGUAACAUGGAGGUAAAGAAAAUAGUUGUAAUUGUUGGGAUUUAAGCUUCACGCUUAUUAAUUGUAUACUAAAUAUAUGUAUACCAAUGCAAUUUAUUUUAAACGUUAGU